UGUACAAGAUUCAAAUAUAUUUACUUUGUAUGUUUGUCUAAAUGGAUAAAAAAUUAUUGGCCAACCUUAAAUAUAUUGAAUCCAAUGAUUCAAGUUAUGAAAUAAUCGAUUACCUUGGUAAAGGAUCAUAUGCAAUUGUUGUUCGUGCACGUAAUAUUAAAAAUGAUCAAAUUGUUGCCAUUAAAAUCGGUAUAAUCAAAGAUCGUGAUGAUGAUCAAAACAAACGAAUUGAAUUGUUGGCAAAAAAAGAAGCUAAAAUUCUUUUCCAAUUACGAUCACAUCGUAAUAUUGUUGAAAUUUUUGAUUAUUUUCAAUCGAAUGAUAAUCAUAGCUAUCUUAUUCUGGAGCUAUGUGUUAACAAAUCUUUAAAUAGUUUAUUACGAAAUCAACAAUGGAAUUUAACGAAUGAAAUGAUAAAAACAUUUCUACAUGAUAUUAUUACUGGCUGUCAGUAUUUACAUUCAAAACGAAUCGUUCAUCGUGAUCUUAAACCGGAUAAUAUUCUUAUGAAUGAAAAUUUUGUAGCAAAAAUUGGUGAUUUUGGUUUAGCCACCGAAUUGUCGUCUGUGGAUAAACUUUUGUAUACAUUUUGUGGUACACCUAAAUAUCAAGCACCAGAAAUGAUUACAAGAAUUGGUUAUAAUUUUUCCAUUGAUAUAUGGGCAAUUGGUUGUAUUGCAUAUCGAUUAUAUUAUGGUAAUGCACCAUUUAAUGGAUCCAAUGCAAAUGAAAUCUAUCGUUGUGUAUUGAAUAAAAAUGUUAAAUAUUCUCGUAUAAGUUGUUAUGAUUUCAGUAUCAAUAAUGAAGAAAUAAAUUUUAUUCGAUCAAUGUUGAUUAAAGAUUCGAAAAAAAGAAUCACUAUUGAUCAAUUGUUGAAGAAACGAUUUUUCACCAAUAAACCAUCAUCAUCAAUGGAUACACGAAACGACGAUGAACGUCAGACAACAACAACAACAACAACAACCACCACCACGAACGAUGAUAAUAAUCGAAAACGAAAAAUCGAAUACGAUUCAAUGAUUGAUUAUAUGAAAGCAAUUUCCAAUUAUGAUUCGAAUAAAUUAAUUCGUAUAAAUUAUUUACCAUAUCAUGAUAAUCAUCUAACACCAAUCAUUUCAAUAAGGCAAUGGAUUGAAAUCGCUAUGUUUGGUUUUGGCUAUGAUUUUGGCCAUAAAACUUUUGGUUUUAAUUUUCGUGAUCAAACCAAAAUGAUGUUACAUAAUGAAUCUGUUUUCUACAUGGAUAACAACAACAACGACAACAAUACAACACAAUCAUCAUCCAUUUGUCAAUUUCCAACGACAGAUUGUCCAAAUUUAUUAAAGAAAAAAUUAAAGAUUUUAAAACAAUCUUUUGAUGUUUUACAUCGAACUCCUGUUACUGAUGAUCAAACAAAAAUUGUUAACGAUGGUGAUGAUGAUGAUGAUGAUUUACAAAUACAAUUCAAUGAACAACAAAUUCCUUGGUUACAAAAAUGGAUCAAAACCAUCGAUGCUAUUGUUUUUCAAUUGAUGACAUAUAAUUUGAUACAGAUCAAUUUCGAUGAACAAAAGAAAACGCUUUUGUUUGAUCCGAAUAAAAAAUCAAUGACCAUUGUGAAUGUGGCCACUAGAAAAAAAUUAUCAUUAGCAUUAUCAUUCAUUAUGAAUGGAAAUAUUACGGAUCGUAUGCAACAAUAUGUAUCGAUAGCUUUACAAUACAUAGAAUUAAUUAAUCAAUAA
Dermatophagoides farinae (American house dust mite) is the source of this 1721-nucleotide messenger RNA. RefSeq names its product serine/threonine-protein kinase plk-1. Gene Ontology annotation, molecular function: protein kinase activity; ATP binding. Gene Ontology annotation, cellular component: nucleus. NCBI's taxonomy places the organism in Eukaryota, Metazoa, Arthropoda, Arachnida, Sarcoptiformes, Pyroglyphidae. The record is from RefSeq and is a predicted model, not a curated record. Gene Ontology annotation, biological process: protein phosphorylation.